CGGACAUAUGUUAUCAUAACGGCUGUCGGUCGCAGCAAGCUCUCACGGGAUUCAGCUCGUUAGACUGAUCAGAAAGAUUACACUGAAGACCAUAGGAUAAAUGACGUCCAACGAUGUAAAUUUGUCCUUUGGACCUAAUGCAGACAUCUUCCUCUCUCGAUGGAUUGAGCGACAAAGCUAUCAAAGAACUCGUCAAGGAAAAAGCAGAUGCCGAGGUUCAAAAUAACUGCAUCAAACCUCUAGAGCAAUUUGCAGGGCCUGGUAGUCCCCACGCCACAAUCUCCACCACAGAAGACUACAAGGAGACACUCACUCGCCUGAUCGAAAUAACUGAAAGCCGUGUCGAUCAGCAUUCUGCGCCCAAGGCCGCGAUGAUGACCUCCGUCGCUCAGCGAGUGCAUCCUGGAAUCAAAAUAAAUAAAUUAACAAAGAUACCGGAAGGCGCUUGCAUCAUGCCCACCGCUCAGGAACCACCAGAUGCAGGAUUGUCUACUUAUGCUUCAUACUGACAUCGUCAAGACAUGGCUCAAAUGCGUUGAACAAGUCCAUGCAAAGCUUAUGGUCUACCCACAGAAAGGCGAAACUCGAUUUAAAUGCUCCUG
Suillus plorans is the source of this 602-nucleotide messenger RNA. RefSeq lists its product as uncharacterized. The transcript has 6 exons. Bases 138 to 509 code for a protein of 123 amino acids. The record is from RefSeq and is a predicted model, not a curated record. Lineage: Eukaryota; Fungi; Basidiomycota; Agaricomycetes; Boletales; Suillaceae.